CUAUGCCCACCUUCGACGGCUCAUUCGAGCGUUGGUUAGAGUUCAGGGACACGUUCUCAUCACUCGUACACAACUCAACAGAUAUUACCAAUAUUCAGAAAUUCCAUUAUCUGAAAUCAUCACUGAAAGGAAGCGCUGCACUUAUCAUUGAUGCACUAGAGUUCUCUUCGGAUAAUUAUAAUGUCGCCUGGGAAUUGUUGUUAAACCGGUACAACAACAAUAGAUUGCUAGUUCAAAACCAUAUUAAAGCUUUGUUUAACUUAAAUCCAUUACCCAAAGAGUCAGCUGCUUUAAUUAGAACAUUAAUUGAUACAAUUCUAAAAAACUUAAGGGCACUUAAUAUGCUCGGUGAACCAACACAACAUUGGGACACUCUUGUCGUGUAUAUGAUUGUAUCAAAGCUGGAUAAAACCACUGAACGCGAGUGGGAGCAAUAUAAAGGCUCCUUACUUGCACAAAAGGAUUCGAAAAUACCCAUUAAGGUCGACGAUAUAAUUAAAUUCCUUGAAGAUCGGGCUGACAUGUUAGAAACAUUGCAUUUGUCGCACAGUAAAGAAAGUCUAGACCAUAAAAAACAAAGCGCACCUAAGACUUAUAAUUCUUCACACUGUAAUGUUUCUACCAACAAUAACAAACCGCAAGAUCGUAGUAAUUCGAUUACUUCGCGUCCUAAAAAACUAUGUCUCAUGUGUAAUGCGAAUCACCCAAUUUAUUCGUGUCAAAAGUUCCUCGACAUUAGUUUAGAUUCGAAGUUAAAACUUAUAGCCGAAAAUAAGUUAUGUCGUAAUUGUUUACGUUCAGGACACGCGGUAGACGAUUGCAGGUUUGGCCCCUGUAAGCGUUGCAAUAAGAAACAUAAUUCAAUAAUUCACGUUGACGACAGCCCGUCUAGUCAAUCAGUUGUUACUAUACACGCAGUUACUGAAAAAAGCGUACCGUUACGUUUUCAGGAAUCAGCUGAUCGCGUCAAUGACCCGAGUACCGUUACCUCUUUCACAACAUGCGCUGUCCCUUUCAGUGAUACUGAAACCAAUCAUUCAUCUCACUCGCAGAUUCAGGCACACAACGCACACACGCACACUCAGGCCGUAAAACCUGUUCUAGCGCAGCCUGUUCUACUAUCCACCGCACUAGUCGAAGUAGCUGAUGUCCAUGGCCGUUUACAUACCGCCCGCGCUCUUCUGGAUAGUGGAAGCCAGCGAUGCUUCAUAACCAAAUCAUUUUGCGAGUUGCUAGGCGCACAAUUAAUACAGUCCACUCAUGAAAUACGCGGUGUAGGUGAUUCUGUGACCCAAUGUACGCAAACUUGUGUCAUAGAUAUAAAAUCGCACGUAAAUACCUACACUAAAACUAUACAAUGUUAUGUACUACCAAAAAUAACAUCAACAAUGCCACCUGUAUGUGAAUUAAGCGCACAACAGUUCUGUAUUCCAGACCACAUACAGUUAGCAGACCCCACGUUCUUAGAUUCCAAACAAAUUGACAUUUUAAUAGGCGCGGAUCAAUUUUGGAAUUUAUUAUGCGAUGGUAAAAUUAGAUUACGUAAAGGACCAUAUUUACAAUCUACCAAGCUAGGCUGGAUCAUAUCCGGUCCGAUUUACAAUAAUAAUAAUAAUCAUAAUUCACGCGAUGAUACUAGGCGGGUUCAUUGUCAUUUCACGCAGACAAUUGAAACUCAACUUAGAAAGUUUUGGGAGAUCGAGGAAGCCUCCACUAUCUCCGACAAGCGCACGGACGAGGAGCGCGCCUGCGAGGAGCACUUCGUGCGCACCACCACGCGCGCCGCCGACGGCAGGUUCUGCGUGCGCAUCCCUCACAAACUGUCACCAGACACGCUAGGUGAAUCCUAUUCCCAGGCGGAGCGUCGCUUCUUAGCUUUAGAGCGGCGGCUGCAGCGUUCUGCUGAGUACAAACAGUUGUACAGUAAUUUCAUUCACGAAUACGAAGAUCUCGGGCACAUGAGCCGCGUGGAGGCGCCCGGCAGCCCGCACUACUUCCUGCCGCACCACGGCGUGCUGCGGCCCGGCAGCAGCUCCAGCCCGCUGCGCACCGUGUUCGACGGCAGCGCCGCCACCUCCACCGGCGUGUCGCUCAACGACAUACAGAUGGUAGGGCCUCCUAUACAGGGUGAUUUAAUCGAUAUCAUGCUUCGCUUUCGACAAUACCGCUAUGUUGCUUGCGCUGACAUUGCAAAAAUGUACCGGCAGUGCUUGGUAGCUGAAGACCAACGCGACUUGCAGCUUAUUCUCUGGCGCGAUGAACCGACACAACCCAUCAGCAUUUAUAAACUAAGAACCGUGACAUAUGGGUUGGCUUCAUCAGCUUUCCUCAGCAUAAGGUGCUUGAAGCAAUUAGCUGUCGAAAGUACUGAUCCGGACGUCCAGCGAGUAAUUAAUUGCGAUUUUUAUGUCGACGAUAUGGUCACGGGUUUAGACGACAAAAAUGAUUUAUUAAAGCUUUGUACAAAUGUUUCAAACACACUUCAGUCAGGCUGUUUUCCAUUACGCAAAUGGAUUUACAACUUUGUACCCGAUGAUAGCAGCUAUGAUCAGCAGUCGGACUAUAAAUCAUUCAAUGAUAAUAACAAUGAUAACCAUAGAACAUUGGGCAUAGGUUGGUCUCCCAUCAGUGAUGAAUUUCAUUUCAAUACCAAUUAUAAAAACAAUGAAAAUUCUAUUACAAAGCGCACUAUCUUAUCUAGCGUUUCUCAAAUUUUCGACCCGCUAGGUUUCCUCAGUCCAACAAUAAUGCAAGCUAAGGUUUUAUUGCAACGACUUUGGCUUCUAAAGAUAUCCUGGGACGAUGAACUACCUAAUGACGUCACGCAAGUCUGGGUUCGAUUCGUCUCAUCAUUACCUAUUCUUGAUAAAAUAAGAAUCCCGCGUCAUGCUAUAGGUAUAAAUCCAAAAUUUAUUGAAUGUCACGUAUUUGUCGACGCUUCUCAGUCGGCAUAUGGGACGUGUAUUUACUUACGCACCAUCAGUGCUGAUAACGAUAACACACCACACAGUGUUACAAUGCGUUUGUUGUGUUCCAAGGGUCGCGUCGCGCCGAUCAAGCCUGUCAGCAUCCCGCGACUAGAGCUAUGCGGUGCUUUGCUAGGUGCACGAUUGUAUACAAAGGUACGCGAUUCCUUACGAUGUGAAUUCAGCAACGUAGUUUUCUGGACUGACUCCACCAUAGUGCUAGGCUGGCUUAAAAUGGCACCUAACUUGUUAAAAACAUUCGUGCAAAAUAGGACUGCAGAAAUUCACGAUUUAACCAAAGAUCUCCCGUGGCGUCAUGUCAGUGGCAAAAAGAAUCCGGCUGACCUAGUAUCACGAGGCGUAGGGUUAGGUGAUCUGUCUACCUCUUCUUUGUGGUGGGAGGGUCCUGAAUUUCUUCACGAUGUUAAUUUCAAUCACGAGCAAGUUCCCAUUCAUGCCGAGGUACCUACGUCGACUGAGCUGCCCGAGUUAAAAUCAAACACUGUUUCGCUCGUUGCUGAGGAUAACAGUGAGUCAUUUGUGUUUCCUUUCACAAGAUUUUCACAAUAUAAUCGCAUAAAGCACACCGUCGCGUAUAUGCUACGUUUUAUUCAUAAUGCGCGCAAUAAGAAUAAACACAAUAGGCGUACGGGCGCGGUUACCGUUUGUGAAUUAAAAGAAGCCGAAAAUAAACUAAUAAAAUUAUGUCAAUUAGAAUCAUUUCCGCAGGAAUAUAAAGCGUUAUCUGCUAACGGUUCGUUGAAAAAUAAACAUAAUUUGUCCAAGCUCAAUCUAUUUAUAGAUAAGGACGGUCUAAUUCGCAUUUUAGGCCGAUUAGAAAAUGCGCCUGACCUUGACUACGACAAAAAACACCCGGUGUUGAUAUCAGGUAAACAUUACUUUGCGCUUUUGUUGUUUCGUUAUGAGCAUAGGCGACUGCUUCACAGCGCACAACAAGCGUUAUUAUUUAACAUUCGCGAGUCGUGGUGGCCUAUAGGAGGCCGAAACUUAGCUCGCAAAGUACUCCACGACUGUGUCACGUGUAGGCGCAUUCGUGGUAAAACAUUAACACCGUUGAUGGGUAAUUUACCGAUACAGCGGAUCACUCCGAGUUAUCCGUUCAACCGUUGUGGUGUAGACUACGCAGGGCCAGUACUCGUCUUGAACCGUAAAGGGCGGGGCGCUAAAACAACCAAGGCCUAUAUAUGCCUAUUUGUCUGUCUAGCUACGCGGGCUAUUCACUUAGAGCUAGCUAGUGACCUCUCGACUGAAUCAUAUUUAUUAUGUCUAAAACGCUUAAUUAGUCGUAGGGGUAAAGUAUCCGAAAUAUUUUCAGACAAUGGAAGAAAUUUUCUAGGUCUAAAAAAUGACUUUGCCAAGUUUCUCUCACAAUGUAGUGACGAAAUAAAAAGUUAUGCUACCAGUGAAAACAUAAAAUUUUCCUUUAUUCCUCCAUUUUCCCCUCAUUUUGGUGGCUUGUGGGAAGGGGGGGUAAAAUCGUGCAAGUACCAUUUACGUCGGGUGGUAGGUAAUGCUCACCUAACGUAUGAGGAGUUCAGCACUGUGUUGACGCAAAUCGAGGCAGUCCUGAACUCCCGACCCCUAACUCCUAUGUCCGCAGACCCAGAUGACUUAACUCCACUUAGCCCUGGUCACUUCCUGAUUGGUCGGCCGCUGACGGCGCCCGCCUGCCCCGACUACAGCGCCACGCCCACGCACCGACUGUCACGAUACCAAAGGCUGGAACAAAUACGACAGCAAUUCUGGUCCCGCUGGGCCAAGGAGUAUGUUUCUGAGUUGCAGGUUCGAGUGAAGUGGUGGCAAAAUAAUACCGACCUUCAACCCAACACAUUGGUCGUCAUAAAAGACGACAACUUGCCGCCGUUGAAAUGGCAAAUGGGCCGCGUGGAGAAGACCUUCCCAGGCAAAGACGGGAUCUCGAGGGUGGCCGACAUCCGUACGUCCUCAGGCAUCCUCAGACGACCGUACACGAAGAUUUGUCCUCUUUCAGCUGAUGGCCAUGAUACUUAAUUACCUAAAAUUUCAUUGAAACUGGAUCAUUUCAAGGCCGGGGGCAUGUUGAAGACGCACGCACACAUGCAUAUGACCUAUAGACGACGCACACAACUACAGAUGGUCAUCAACCAAUCACACGGCGCCGCGAUGUCGUGAUAAAUCAUUUCAUUGGCUAUUUACAUGUUCCCUUCCCCUUGUCCUCGAUCUAUGUAACCAAAAAUUAUUAAUAUACUACCUGUUUGAGUUUUGAACGAUAAA
This is a messenger RNA of Plutella xylostella (diamondback moth), 5240 nucleotides long. The record is from RefSeq and is a predicted model, not a curated record. NCBI's taxonomy places the organism in Eukaryota, Metazoa, Arthropoda, Insecta, Lepidoptera, Plutellidae.